AUGUUAGCCGACUACCUACGUCCUGUUACUUAUCGGUUAGCAAUUGGAAGAGCACAGCAGUUCAGAUCACGAUCAUGGUGGAUCGUCUACCUUGUGGACAUCAUUGCCGGCUUAGCUCUCUUCUUAUAUGUUGAUUGUGAUAAAGCUUAUGACGACUUUUGGCGACAUGCAGACGAACUUGUCGCCGGACUCGAUAGGCUUCUUAUGGACGAGAAAGAUGAAACUACGAGUUUACUCUCAGCAACUCAGUCUACUGUUUACGGUACCGCUGCAGCAGCAGCGGAUACUGUUCUAGAUCCUGUGGAACCAGUAACACUCUCAUGGAAAAGUAUACGCGUUUCUGUUACGAAAGGAGGCAGACAGUUAUUACAUGGUGUCACCGGAUUAGCUCGACCUGGCGAGUUGUUGGCGCUUAUGGGAGCGAGUGGAGCUGGCAAAACAACAUUGCUUAACACUCUUCUAUCACGGAAUCUCAGAGGACUAACAAUCGAUGGUACUGUAGCAGUGAACGGAAAUGUGAUUGGACGUGAAAUAACAGCGAUCUCUGGCUACGCUCAACAGGAGGAGAUGUUUGUGGGCACAUUAACCGUUCGCGAAUACUUGAUGAUCCAGGCUCGUCUGAGAACGAAUCUGGUUGCUGAAAAACGAGAAAAACGUGUGAAUGUUGUGCUUUCACAGCUUGGUCUCACAAAAUGUCAGAAUACCAGAAUUGGAGUAGCCGGUGUCCUGAAGGGAAUUUCUGGAGGAGAGGCACGACGGCUUACCUUUGCAUGCGAAAUCUUGUCGAAUCCAGCAUUGUUGUUCUGUGAUGAGCCAACUACCGGACUCGAUUCGUUUAUGGCCGAGAAUGUGGUACAAGUGCUCUCAAAAUUGGCGAAAAACGGGAGGACGGUUGUCUGUACUAUCCAUCAACCAGCUUCGCAACUCUAUCUAAUGUUUGACAAAGUCAUGUUUCUUGCCGGCGGUCGAACCGCAUUUCUCGGCACACCGCGAGACUGUAUUAAAUUCUUCGAAGAAUGUGAUGCACCAUGUCCGCAUAACUACAACCCGGCUGAUCUAAUCAUCCAUACUCUAGCCGUAGUGCCUCAUGAGGAGGAGAUUUCCCGACAGCGUAUCGCUGAAAUUUGUGAUACGUAUGAAAACGGGGAACAUGGGUUUGCUGUACGCGAGGCUGUGCUUAGACUGCCCGUUACCGAGGUCCCACAUGGUCGUCGUAGGCUCGAUUUUUUCACGCAGGUUGCAGCACUUCUUCAUAGAUACUCCCUGGAUAAUAUGAGAAAUCCGUCGUUGGCUAGGGCAAAACUGCUACAGAAGUUCGUCAUGGGUCUUUUCAUAGGAUUGCUUUAUCUCAGGACCCCUCUAACGUUUGUUGGAAUUGGGAACAUCAACGGUGCACUUUUCUACAUUGUCGCUGAACUAACAUACUCGACAUUGUUUGGAAUCCUUACUUGUUUACCAGGCGAUUAUCCGCUUGUCGUAAGAGAAUACCAUGAUGGAAUUUACUAUAUAUUUAGCUACUAUUUGGCUAGAAUCCUCUCUUACGUACCGCUAUUCAGUCUUGACGGAUUGUUAAUGUUGUACGUUUGCUACUGGAUGGUUGGAUUCUCCAGUUCGGUCAUUCAGGUGGUUUUCGCCACGGUCAUCGCAUUCCUCAUCGAACAAUCUUCAUCUGCUUUUGGUGUGAUGCUGUCAUGCAUCUCUCCAUCCUAUCCAGUGGCAGUCUCUCUGGCAGGUCCCCUCCUUACUCUGUUGUCUCUUACUGGUGGUUUCUAUGCAAACGUUGGCUCCCUACCUCCAUAUGUCGCAUGGAUUCAGUACUUGAGUUGGUUCAGAUAUGGCUUUGAGGCACUCGCAAUUAAUCAGUGGAACAACGUAAACAAUGCGAAUUCUACUUUUUGGAACGAUCAGAUACGAGACGACGUGCUGUCGAGGUUUUCGUUCAAGGCGGAUCGUUUUGCGCUCGAUCAGUUGCUUAUGGUUGCAUUCAUCCUCGCAUUCUACGCUAUCGGUUACUUCGGACUUUGGAUUCGCGUCUACCUGUCGCGAUAA
Molecule: messenger RNA, 2049 nt
Organism: Necator americanus (New World hookworm)
Lineage: Eukaryota; Metazoa; Nematoda; Chromadorea; Rhabditida; Ancylostomatidae
Exons: 18
Coding region: 1-2049 (682 amino acids)
Biological process (GO): GPI anchor biosynthetic process; transmembrane transport
Cellular component (GO): plasma membrane; endoplasmic reticulum
Molecular function (GO): ABC-type transporter activity; ATP binding; ATP hydrolysis activity
Source: RefSeq, a predicted model, not a curated record